AUGUCCACCCGGUACCACCAGGCAGCUGCUGACGGCAAUCUGGAAUUACUGAAGGAAGCAACUAGAAAAGAUCUUAACUCUUUGGAUGUGGAUGGGAUGACGCCUACCCUGCUGGUGGCUUACCACGGCAACCUAGAAGCCCUAGAAAUCAUUUGCCGAAGAGGAGGUGAUCCAGACAAGUGCGACAUUUGGGGGAACACUCCUCUACACCUUGCGGCCUCCAAUGGCAAUGUCCGUUGCGUUUCCUUCUUAAUCAAUUUUGGCGCCAAUAUCUUCGCCCUAGAUAAUGACAUGCGUUCUCCUCUCGAUGUGGCUGCCAGCAGGAACCAAUAUGAAUGCGUCAGAAUUCUUGACAAUGCUGCUACUGAGAAGAACAUAAAGAAUUCCAGAAAAGUAUCCAGACUGAAGGCCCAGGCCCAUCAUGAUGCAAAGAAGCAAAUCCGUGAAUGUGAAAGGCGUCAAGAGAAACACGAACAUGAAAUGGCCCAAAGUUUCAAAGGAGGAUCUGAGCAUUCCACUAGGGGGACAGACAGGAGGGCAAAAGUGUCUAAUUUCUUUACAACCAGCUCACUAAACGCGCUGCCCAAACAUUUGAAAGACACCUUCAAGCUAAGAACAAAAAAGAAAGAGGAGAAUUCUUAUGAUCAAGAAGUAGGGAGCAGUGGCCAAGAAGAGGACAACCUAGUCAGCCGAACUGCUGUGAUGGAUGUAUUCAAUGAAAAUGACGAGGAAGAACUAAUGAAUAACUUUAAAAGAGGAACCAAUGUUUCUGAAGACGAAGAUGAGCUGGGCCAAAAGUCCAUUUUCAAUCGCCCUGGUCUUGGCAACAUUGUAUUUAGAAGCAAAUUGCCCACAAGCAAAAAUGCUGAGGCAGCGUUUCCCCAGAAAGAAGACACCAGCUUCAAAAUACCCAAAGAAUUGUUUCAGUUCAAAGAGCCUGAGACUGUUGAGGAUGCAGAGGCAGAGAACGAUAUUGAAGAAUCCUGGAUUGAAGAGGAAAUAGGAUGGGAUGAUGGAAAAGUGGAGGCCACCCCGCUUGAAGUAUUCUUAGCGUCCCAGAACCUGAACGAAUUCCUUCCCAUCUUGAUGAGUGAAAACAUUGAUUUAGAGGCUCUAACGCUUUGUUCGGAUGAAGAUCUACGGAGCGUACAGAUACAGUUGGGUCCAAGGAAGAAAAUCCUGCAUGCAAUUGGCAGAAGAAAGCAGGCUUUGGCAAGCCCUGGGAAGGCUGAAGAUACAGAACUAUAA
This is a messenger RNA of Elgaria multicarinata webbii, 1248 nucleotides long. It is a transcript of the gene ANKS4B, whose product is annotated as ankyrin repeat and sterile alpha motif domain containing 4B. The transcript is spliced from 2 exons. The record is from RefSeq and is a predicted model, not a curated record. Gene Ontology annotation, molecular function: protein binding. Lineage: Eukaryota; Metazoa; Chordata; Lepidosauria; Squamata; Anguidae. Bases 1 to 1248 code for a protein of 415 amino acids.